AUGGUUGUCCAGGGUUUCAACAUUCACCUGAAGACACUGGGGAUGACCCGCUACAUGGUCACGGUUCAUGGGCGCUAUGAUGACAUUCAGGCUGCUAGCUGGAAGAGCAUGAGUACUUUCUGUAACCAGCCGUGGCUGUUGAUGCUUAACCGCACCGGCAUUGGUAAAGAGGAGCUAUGGAAUUCAGAUGUGGAGAACGAUCAACAGACUAUACAGACAGCCAAGCUGUUUCCGUUUUUCCACAUCUCUGAGAAUGUUGGCCUCAAGGAGGUCCUGUGGCUAAUGGGAGCCAUAGAGGAUGAUAAGGAGAAGAGCAUCUUGAAAAGGUGGAGAUCUUCUUGGAGGGUGUCCUUGUCUGACAUCCUAGCAAACAUCGACCUGGGAGCGGAGUUCCUGUGCAAGAGAAAGCUGUUCUAUAAAGUGGGAGAGAUUCAGUUGCAGAAAGCUCUGACUGCCCAGGGACACAAGGGAUUUUGUAGUUUCUUCAACAGUGCCAGCGUGGAGGACCAUGCCAGCUCUGUUCUGCAGACGCUCGAUAAAGUGGCAAGUGAGACUUUGUCUCCAGGAAUUGCCGCCAGAACUCUGGCCAACAUAGCUGACAUGUUGGGAGGGAUGGCUGGGACCAAGGGAGGUCUCCGAAGUGGUCCGGCUGGGAAUGUGUCUUGGAGAAAAGCAUUCUCUUACCUGGAGGCUGGGAAUUUUGCUCAGGGGGUGGCCGCGAUGGCUAAGGAGAGGGAGAAAUGGAUGAACAGGCCUGACCUGCUGAUACGAGCAGCCAGGCAUUAUGAAGGAGCUGCACAAAUCCUGAUCAGGCAGGCUGUCAUGACAGCAAAACAGUUUUUCAGUUCCGGAGAAGGAACCUUGCCACUGAUGAACAAAUGGGUACAGGCAGACUGCCCGGCUCGUAUUGACUUAUCCGGAGGUUGGUCAGAUACUCCACCAAUCACAUAUGAACAUGGAGGUGCUGUUAUCAUGGUGGGUCUGCUGAUCAAUGAGAAGAGACCAAUUGGUGCAAGAGCCAGGAGGAUCAAGGAGGGCGUGCUGCGUUUCACAGUAAUAAACGAGGGAUCGGCAAACACAGAGGUGGAGUGUCGCACACUGAGUGAUCUGGAGGACUACUGUCAGCCUCAUGCUCCUGGAUCCCUUCUGAAGGCAGCUUUCAUCUGUGUUGAUCUCAUCGAUCUGCACUCUGCCACACCUUUGCACCAGCAGCUGCAAGACAGUUUUGGCUGUGGGUUUGAGGUCCAGUCCUGGUCCAAUCUGCCUCAUGGCUCAGGAAUGGGAACCAGUUCAAUCCUUGCCGGAGCUGUUCUGGCAGCGAUACUCACAGCUGCUGGCAAAAGCUUCGACACAACAGGCCUAAUACAUGCUGUUCUGUAUCUGGAACAGCUCCUGACAACUGGUGGUGGUUGGCAGGAUCAGGUUGGUGGACUGGUUGGUGGGGUCCGACUGGGGUUGUCUGAAGCCAAACUGCCACUCAAAGUUGACGUCGUCGACCUGAAUAUCAGCAAAGACUACAUUGAGAAGUUUAACGAGAGACUUGUGCUGAUAUAUACUGGCAAGACAAGGCUGGCCAGGAAUUUGCUGCAGGAUGUUGUACGGAACUGGUACGCACGUAACCCGAACAUCGUCAGCACAGAGGACUCCCUGGUCAGACUAGCUCAGGAGUGUUCCCAUGCUUUCAUGGACGGUGCUUUCGAGAUAAUGGGGUCGUGUGUCAGCCGGUACUGGGAGAUGAAGAAGCUGUUAGCUCCAGGAUGUGAGUCGGUCACCAUUGCACAGAUUAUGGCUAUGCUGAAGCCGUACAUGUACGGCAUGAGUAGUGCAGGGGCCGGCGGCGGAGGGUUUAUAUACGGGAUCAUGAAAGAGCCAAACCUCCAUGCAUUUGUCCGGGAAAUUCUGGAACAGCAAGAGGAUUUGGAAGCUGUAGUGUAUGACGCAGUUGUUGAUGAAAGUGGCCUCACCAUCACAGUCGAGGAAUAA
Messenger RNA from Candidula unifasciata, 1983 nucleotides. NCBI's taxonomy places the organism in Eukaryota, Metazoa, Mollusca, Gastropoda, Stylommatophora, Geomitridae. The record is from the annotation of a GenBank genome assembly.